Molecule: messenger RNA, 1012 nt
Organism: Brassica rapa (field mustard)
Lineage: Eukaryota; Viridiplantae; Streptophyta; Magnoliopsida; Brassicales; Brassicaceae
Product: peptidyl-prolyl cis-trans isomerase CYP20-1
Biological process (GO): protein peptidyl-prolyl isomerization; protein folding
Cellular component (GO): intracellular membrane-bounded organelle; cytoplasm
Molecular function (GO): peptidyl-prolyl cis-trans isomerase activity; cyclosporin A binding
Source: RefSeq, a predicted model, not a curated record
CUUCCUUGGUCCCCACCCCCUUCCCCUAAGGGAUGGCUUAAGGCACUCCCAAUAAUGUUGCCCUUAUGCGCUAGUGGAAAUAGAGAAAAAGGGAGUCCAUCCGGAGAGAAACACUUUACUGCAGUGUGCGAGAUGAUGGCGAGCUCAGUGACGCUGCUUCUAUGGAGUCUUCUUCUUCUCGGAACUCUAAGCGCGAUUCAGGCUAAGAAGUCCAAGGAAAACUUAAAGGAGAUCACACACAAGGUUUAUUUUGAUGUUGAGAUUGAUGGGAAAGAAGCUGGUCGUAUUGUCAUGGGUCUAUUUGGAAAGACAGUCCCUAAAACUGCAGAGAAUUUCCGAGCUUUGUGCACAGGUAAGAGAACACAAGAUUGCUCAUUCUAAUCCUAUGUCAAUCGAAUAUGCUGUUGCCUUGAAAGCUUUGCAUAAACUGUAUUUUUAUUUGUACACAGGGGAGAAAGGAAUAGGUAAGAAAGGGAAGGCUCUACAUUACAAGGGGAGCUCAUUCCAUAGAAUCAUACCAAGCUUUAUGCUCCAGGGAGGCGAUUUCACCCAUGGCAAUGGUAUGGGAGGAGAGUCUAUCUAUGGUGAGACGUUUGCUGAUGAGAACUUCAAACUCAAGCAUACUGGUCCAGGGUUUCUAUCAAUGGCAAACGCCGGCCAAGACACCAACGGAUCUCAGUUUUUCAUCACAACAGUAACAACAAGCUGGUUGGACGGGAGGCACGUAGUCUUCGGGAAGGUAGUGACGGGAAUGGACGUGGUGUACAAAAUCGAAGCUGAGGGUAACCAGAGUGGAACUCCUAAGAGUAAAGUUGUGAUUGUUGACAGUGGUGAGCUUCCUCUGUAACUCAACACUCAUGGAGUUUUAUCCAUCUGUUCCUCCAUUGAUGUGAGCUAAAAUAUAGUGGUUGACGACGUUUGUGUUUAAACGACUAUCUUAGCCUAUUUUGGAACACUUAAACGACUAUCUUAGCCAUUUGAUAAAGAUUCGACCAUUCUGGUUUCAUUUCAA